AUGCGAGUCACACACGUAUUGACGUGGUCAGACAGCACAUGCUGAUAAGAUGGGCAAAAGAUAGGAAAAAAAAGAAGAAGCCGCAGCCAUGGCCACUACAGCUCCUUCCCCACGCCAUUUCGUAUAACUACCAUUAGAUUUUCUAUUUUAGAAAAAAAAAUACGUUUAAUAGUCGUCAGUAAAAGAAGAACUAUUUGCUCAUAAUAAAUUUUUCUUUUGACUGCCCUUUUCAAGAAGAUUUUGAAGGUUUCCUGGUUUUUAAUCAUAAAAAGUGGAAGUGUGAGUUUCGUGUUGACUUUUUGAAAUGAAAACUACACGGAGGUCCGCAGAGUUGGCUCAAUUUGACGGUGGUUGAAGGACUUGCAAGGCGACGUCGCAGCAGAGAAUCAGUCUGGCGAGCCGUGGUCGCAUCGCCCGAGUGCCACCGAUGGUGGGGCCGCCGACGAAUGGUGCCUUGCGACUCGAACCUCUAAGAUAUUUUGAAAACGUCGUCGCUCGUUUACCUGGAGACGCGGAAGGAUGCUUUACAGAAAAGGUAUUCAAGUUUUCUUCAUGCUCACUUUUCAGAUUUCUCUAAAUCGCAAAUAUUCAGUGACGUCAUCGUUUUUUAAAAUUCUUCGUAAAAACGAAAAAAGCAGAAUUUUACCGAAAAAUAGGCUUACUCGAAAAAGCAAUGCUCUUAAGUCAACUCGCGGCUCAGUUCAGUUGAAAAAAAAAUUGAUAUUGCCCAUAGACAUUUUUUUCUAUAAGGUCUUCAGAAAAUAGGCCCGUUUUCGUUUUAAACUGAGAAAAUAGAAUCUCUAAAGCGAUUUUUAAAAAGGUUGCGCGUAGCCAUCAAGGAUUUCUAUCGACCUCUCUAGGGAGUGCUGCGAAAAUUUAUAUAAUAAUCCAAACUUCUUACCGAUCCUUUUUUUAAACUAAUUCCUCCAGUUUCGAAUUUUACAGAAAAGCAAAAAGUCCGAUGAUUUCAUGGGAGGCUCUCGUUCAGAGAACGAAGCUCUUCCGCGAGUCAACUAUCUCAGAAACCCAACUCGAGGUCAGCGGAAAACCUUGUUGACUGAAAAGUGAGCAAUCUUUUUUUCUCUGUAUACGGUUACAUAGAAAUUUCCUGCCGGCGGUCAACUCGAUCGACAAGAACAAGACUUCCAACGGGCAACCUGCCAAGUUCUUCAACACUUACCGCAAAUCUCACGAGGUUCCCACUAACAAGAAGACUUAGAAGCGAAUAGAUUUCCAGAAAGCAUCGAAAUCACCUUCUGUUUCGCUUUCGACGACGUCUUCUCUUUCUAGAAAGCUACGCAAUCCAAAGAAGCUUACUACUUUUUCAACUCAAACACAAGUAUCAAUUUUUAUUGAAAAAACUUGAAACACAAACUUUUUUUUCGACUCAGCAAGAGCCUGAUAAAGUCGAUGAAAACUUGGUACGGGAGCUGGUCAACUCUUCGAUUAGAAUUGCUCUCACGCAGAUUGAGGUAGUGAAGUUCUUCCGUUUCCAUACUACUCUUCAGAUGUGUUUGCAGUUGGAAAGCGCCGCUCGCGAAGUCGAAGUUUUGGAAGAUCUUCUCAACCAACAAAGGGUUCAGAUACAAGAAAACGAUCUAUGGGCUGAAAAAAUUUUGUAUAAGGUUUGUUUUUUUAUUCCUAGAACUUGUACAUAUUUUCCGAUUGCUCAUUUUUUGACGGAAGCUCCUCAACCGUUCGCGAUGCCAUUUUCGAUAGAAAAUUUCAGAUGAAGGCUCUGGAAGGUAUGAUAAGAGAAGCGACGGAGAUGAAAGAAAUGAGAGCAGUCGUGCAGGAAACCUGUCAGCAGGUGAUUUGCCUUCUCCUGAAACUUAUCUCGCCGUUAACCUUUUUUCGAAAUGAGUUAGUUGCUAUAGCCUGUGUACCACGACUUGGAAUUUCACCAAACGACAUUCCGCUGUGCCGCUGCGCGCCUUGGCGAACCUUGAUUGCGAUUUUAUUUUAUUAUUCUUUUUUAAGGUACUCUACUUUCAUGUGCUCCCACAGCAAUAACAAUCAAUCGAAAGCGUGACCUGGAUUCGAAAGACGCUUCGCGAACGCACCCAGCGGAACAGCGGAAUGUCGUUCCGUGAAAUUGCAAGUCAUGGCACACAAACUAUAUUCUUUCUACUGUGUCGAAACUGUUUCCGGAAAAGCUACUUUGAAAAGAGUUUCGAGUCUAGCCAGUAUUUUUUCGGUAGCAGAAAAUAAGCAAAAAGAAGAUGUAGGUGACGACAAACUCCUUGGCGAACGUUUGUCUGCUGGAUGGACAGCCUAAAAGAAGCAUCGGUAUGGGCACUCGUUCUGUCGGGAACACGAGACGUCAGCUGCAGCUCUUCGCCUCAGGUACCUCAGCCUCGGGAUCUCCAUCGAGUCUUUCCGCAGAACUCGAGAACGACUUCUUUCCUUGGAUCUUCCGACAGGCCGAAAUCCUCUACAUGAAACGCAAGAACAGAGGGCAUACGCAGUAAAGUGCUUGAAAUUUUUUUACGACUCACUUUUGGAGAACUUUUACCAGUUAUGUAGAAUAUCAUUCAAAUAUUUUAUCCAACUUAUUUCAGACUUUUCAAAGAAUUGAGUCGAAAAAAAGGCGUCAUAUUUCCACCGAAUUCUUAG
Molecule: messenger RNA, 2616 nt
Organism: Caenorhabditis auriculariae
Lineage: Eukaryota; Metazoa; Nematoda; Chromadorea; Rhabditida; Rhabditidae
Source: the annotation of a GenBank genome assembly